Molecule: messenger RNA, 2095 nt
Organism: Gastrolobium bilobum
Lineage: Eukaryota; Viridiplantae; Streptophyta; Magnoliopsida; Fabales; Fabaceae
Exons: 6
Coding region: 230-1933 (567 amino acids)
Cellular component (GO): cytoplasm; Cul4-RING E3 ubiquitin ligase complex
Molecular function (GO): protein binding
Source: RefSeq, a predicted model, not a curated record
UGAAGGAUUGAGGGAAUCAGGAGGAGGAUUAAGGUUACAAAGGGGAAGAGUGACACGUUAACACUCCCUGUGGAGCUAUUUACUUUACGUGGGAAUUCCACGAUCAUCUUCAUCUUCAUCAUCUACAACACAACACAACACAACACAACCCACUGGUGUUGGUGUUGGUGUUGCUCUCUCAGACUCUCACUACUCAAUUCGAUCUACUUCCUCGAGGAAUCGAUAAUCGAUGAACAAGAGACCAAGAACCUGCGUCUACAAGAAGGUUCUCGAUCUCUGGAAUCGAGAACUCGGCGAGCUAUCCGCCAGGAAUUUCGCUCACCGUCUCGGCGGCUCCGAGGAUAUUGUCCUUCGGCUUGAUGUAUUCAGGAAGCUUGAAAAGCACAGAGGAUGUGUAAACACCGUAAGCUUCAAUGCAGAUGGUGACAUCCUGGUGUCCGGUUCUGAUGAUCGGAGGAUUAUUCUCUGGGACUGGGAAUCUGGACAAAUUAAGCUGUCUUUCCAUUCUGGUCACAGUAACAAUGUUUUUCAGGCAAAGAUGAUGCCUUACUCGGAUGAUCGAAGCAUUGUCACUUGUGCUGCUGAUGGACAGGUGAGACAUGCUCAAAUUGUCGAAGGUGGAGGAGUGGAAACUAAUUUACUGGCCAAGCAUCAAGGACGGGCUCAUAAGUUGGCUAUUGAGCCUGGUAGCCCUCAUAUAUUUUAUAGCUGCGGUGAAGAUGGACUAGUACAGCAUUUUGAUCUGAGAACUGGGGCUUCAACAGAACUUUUUACAUGCCAGCCAAUUAAGGAUAGAUGGAAUUACAUGCCAGUCAUCCAUCUCAAUGCAAUUGCAAUUGAUCCAAGGAACCCAAAUCUAUUUGCGGUUGCUGGGUCUGAUGAGUAUGCUCGACUUUAUGAUAUUCGCAAGUAUAAAUGGGAUGGAUCAAGUGAUUUUGGUCAACCAACUAACUUCUUUUGCCCUUCACACUUGAUUGGUGAUGAGCGAGUUGGGAUAACAGGUUUGGCAUUUUCUGAACAAAGAGAGCUACUUGUGUCAUACAAUGAUGAGUUUAUUUAUCUUUUUACACAAGAUAUGGGUUUGGGACCAAACCCUGUUCUUGAGUCCUCCGUAUCUAUGAACAGUGAUGGAAGUGAAGUAGGAAGUAGUCAUGGAUCUGCAGCUUCUCCAUCAAACAUGGAUGCUGAUGAGAAAAUCACCCCACAAGCUUUUAAAGGACAUAGGAAUUGUGAGACAGUGAAGGGGGUUAACUUUUUUGGGCCUAACUGUGAGUAUGUGGUGAGUGGAUCUGAUUGUGGUCGGAUUUUCGUAUGGAAAAAGAAAGGUGGUCAGCUUAUUCGUGUCAUGGAAGCAGAUAAGCAUGUUGUGAACUGCAUUGAGUCUCAUCCUCAUACAAUUGUUCUUGCAAGCAGUGGUAUUGAGCAUGACAUCAAGAUAUGGACUCCAAAGGCCCUUGAAAAAGCUACGUUGCCCAAAAAUAUUGAGCGGGCUUUCAUGUUUGAUCACAUUCAUUGGUUUAAUGUCGAUGAUGAUUUCGACAAUGAUGAUUCCACCGACGAUGAUUCCACCGACGAUGAUUCUGACGACGAUGAUUCCGACGACAAUGAUUCCAACGACGAUGAUUCCAAGGACGAUGAUUCCGACGACAAUGAUUCUGACGAUGAUGAUACCGAUGAUGAUAUGUUUGAUUUUGAUGAUGAUUCCGGUGAUAAUAUGUUUGAUUCUGAAGAUACUUCCGAUGAUGAUGAUGAUGACACCGACAUUGAUGAUGUUGAUGAUGAUAAUGAUGACGGUGAUGGUUGUGAAAAUAAUGAUUGUAUCAAUGAUUAUGAUAAUGGUGACAACAAUGUUGUUCAUGAUGAUAAUAAUGAUAAUAAUGAUGACAAUGGAAACUAUGAUAAUUUUGCUGGUGGUUGUAAUAAUGCAAAUUGAUGAAGAUUUUGUGUGUCCGACAGAAACCCAAGUCCAGGGGCUGGAUGUACCAGAUGGCUUCUCCUGAAGACCUGAUGUUGCAAUUGUUUUCACUUCCGAGACGGAGCAAUAGGACAGAAAGCAAUGGAGAAAACUCAGCUGCAGAUCGAGAACUUCUAGACU